AUGUAUUCUCUGAAAGGAUUCUCACGAUUAUAUACUUUGACUAGGUCUGCUUCUGGAAUAUCACAGGCCUCUAGAAGGUUCUUCAUGGGGUCAAUGAAGUCCAGGCCUACAUUGACAGCAUCAAGCCCCUCUUAUAGCAGCAUUUUUAAAAACCAAGUUGCAAGAUCUCAUAAAUUAACAUUAUUUAAUCAGGCUUCACAGAGGCAUUUUUCAGAUCAGACUGAUAAGCCAGGAAGUUACGGAAUGUUUGAGGAACUCAGGGAAGAAGAUGACUCAAGAGCAGCAUCAGCUAAGAACCUGAGUCUUCAGUUGAUAAACACAGAAACCUCUCAUCACGUUCUAAACAUUUUUGAAAGAGAUUUCUUGAAAGCUGGUAAAGACCCAAUCUAUGCAGAAGAGCUUUGCCUCCUCCUUCAUUUUGUAGUCAAGCAUAUGGGAGAAGUAGCUGGAGAUAUUCGGCUUGAUAGCUUACUCAGAAUGCUUUUCCAAAGAUUCGAAAAUGUUGAUUUUGAAUACUGACAGACAACUGUUUGGUCCCUUGGCGUCUUAGUCAGCUUUAGAGGACUUCACAUCAAACUUGAAACGAAGAAGAAAAUUUUGGCAGAGUUAGCAAAACAUGAGGUCCCUGAAGAGCAAAUUAUGAAUAUUCCUUCAUUGGUAUUCUCCCUUUCAACAUUUUUCUCCCCACAAGAGAUUGACUCUGAAGUUCAUGAUGUGAUGAAGAAGUUGAUUACGACUUAUUUGAACUCAGACCAGGAAUCAAUGCAGGCUGUUCAUGCCUCUACUUUAUUAAUCGGGCUGAGUAGGGCUAAUUACCAUAAUGAAGAGUUCCUUCAUAAAAUUGCUACUGAAAUGAAGAGACCAAGAUUCUUCUUUACUGCUGCAGAAGCAGAUAUUGUUAAUAUUGUCAGUAGUCUGGCUGAGCUUCACUAUAAAGAUGAAGAACUUCUUAAAGCCAUUCAUGAAGAUAUUCAAAUGAAAGUGGAUGAAAUGAAACCAUAUCAUGUGUUGGUAUUGGCUCAAUCAUAUGCAAGAUUGAUUCCUAAUAAAAAAGAGUAUUACAUUGAUAUCGCACCAAGACUUGUUGAAGUAUGCGAGAUGAAACCAGAAAUCUUUGACACUGCUCUUUAUGCAAAUCAAUGGUUAACAUUAGCAUGCUUCAGAGGAGAAGAAAGUGAUGGCAGGAUUUUUGGAAUAGCUAAAACUUUCCAAAAAGUGAUGAAUACACAAGAUAGGUUCUCUUAUAAAGAUUUCUCAACAAGCGAGGCAUCUAAUAUCCUUGUAGCAAUAACUUCUUUGAAUGCGAUCUCUCAAACUAAAUCCCUCUCGGUGAAAUUUACCAAGCCUUUCGUUGGUAUCCUAGCCAAAGGGUUAAAAGAGAUGCAAACAAUGGACUUGAUAAACACAGCCAAGACUUCUUACUACCUUCGUGAGUUUCCUGAAUUUGCUGACUUUUAUCAUUCUGUACACAGUCAGUUAGUGCAGAGACUUACUAGCCUGAGUGAAGCACAAAGAGCAGCUUUGGACAAGAUCUACACAGAUCAUGGACUCUUGCCUCAUAGCCCAUUUAUGAAGAAAAUGUAGAGAGUGUUCAAUUUUUGUCACAAAUUUAAACAGGCUGAACGACUCUUCUCUUUGUAAUAUUC
Molecule: messenger RNA, 1646 nt
Organism: Moneuplotes crassus
Lineage: Eukaryota; Ciliophora; Spirotrichea; Euplotida; Euplotidae
Source: the annotation of a GenBank genome assembly